AGUGCCUCUAAGCCAAUCAAAAUCAAGGAAAGUUGUCAGAUCUGACAACUGGUCAGAUAUAAAUGUUGAUGAAAAGCUCUCCUGAUCUAGCUAUGACAAACAGCAUUUCUAUGUAAAAAUAUGUCUUUUUUUGCUUGCUCGUCUAACGCGUGUACCGAGUUAUGCCCUUAAAAAUUCCAGCUAAUUAUGCCACUGGAUGAAACAAACAUGCUUUAGAUUCAAUAGCAAAAUAAAGUAGAAAAUAACGAUUGCAGUUAUGUUAGGUGAUUUUCACCUGCUAAGGUUUUUGUAUUUUUUUCAGCUUGGACCUGCAUGACAACACUGGCAACAUGAUCAACAUCAAUAUACCGAAAUUUAUUUUAGAUUAGAUUAAUACUUAGCCACCGACUUUUACGGUGAAAACCAGUCACUUCUUUAUGGUCGUGUCAAUGCCUAGUUACCACCAACCGAAAGCCAAUCAUGUGGCCGAUCGUGACACUUGACUUUUUUCGCGCCAAUAAAUACCCAUCGUCUACCGAGUCUAUAUAACUCCCAUCAAACCACCGAGAGAUUGUCAUUUUAUGUCCUACCGUAAAACCAUGCACACACGGAUGCAUGCUCCCAAUCGGAUUUUAGGCUAGGACACUUAACCAGUGUCAGGGCUGUGUGUGUGACCCUGUGUGUGUACAUAAUAUUCCAACAGCAGUUGAAGUAAUCGGAAUCCAGAUCAUAAUAAAAAGAUGAACGAACGUCAAGAGGACAUUUAUUUUGAUCAUAUCAUCAUCAAUGUGUCUGAUAAUUGUGAUUGUUGAAUUUCAAACACACCUGUGCCUCCAGAUUAGCACCUGUUAUAAUUUAUUCAAGCGGGAGAUCAAUCGACAUCUUUUAAUUAAAUAUCAGAAGGGAGAUCGUAAUAAUUGCCUUCCAGAAUCUGCAGAUUUCACUUUGAACUGUUCCUCCUGUCGUGACUCAACUGUGCCUUUCAAGUUUAGAUAUCUCAGAAUGAUUCCCUUAGAAAGGACUGUGUUCUCUGAAAUGUUCGUCUACAGAAGAUCUUAACAUGUUACGAAUCUUUAAUCGAUAAGUCAUACGACAUUUCACAAGAAAAUGCCUGGAAUGUUCUAUUGUUGAGUGAAGCUGUCAAAUCCUUAGUUUAUUCGUGAAUUGCUUCAAUAUGCAAGCUCCACGCAGUCUCUGUACAGAUCUCUUUUCCGUUUCUACAUCAUCAGAAAUUGAUAUCGUAAAAUUGCAAUCAACCGAUGACGCGCUCAGUACCUAUACGAACCUUAUCAUAUUUCUUUUCAUAAUAGAUCGUUGAGUAGCAGAGUGACGAUGGAACAAAAUAACGAAUGCCUCGUUCUUUCGGCGUGAACAUAAUGCACACCUGUUUACUUAAUUGCCAAAAGUCUGAUAAUUCAACUGCUGUAUUAAUCAAAACGGAUUUUUCGAGAAUGACUGAAAGUGUAUUUCGUAAACGAGACUAAUAUCGCAACGUAUACUAUGUGUAUCAGGAGAAUGUGCGGACACUCUGCAUGGUCAGCUUAUCAUUGAAAGAAUAGUUGGUGCGAAUUACACAGACAAGCAUGCAUCAAUUUAUUGACCGGUUACCAGGAGACAUCCCCCUGUCCUUUGCAAAAGACAUUAUCAACUGCAGUGUUAUUACUCUGAAAUGUCCAAUCGUCUUGUGAUAUUUAACAUUGAAUUUUUUCUUCUCUAAUAUUUUCUCUGCAUGGGAUCUAAAAUAAGAACGUGAUAUAGGACGUCAUCUUUGACGGAGGACAUUUUUGUUUGAGCUAUCCAAUGAUCGGGUGCCUACCUCCUCGUUUGGCAAUGGCCACUUUGCCGCGGUUUGAGACAGGACCCCUGACUGCGUCAUUCGUUCAUACCGAUGGAAAUGCACUUCAGAAAGCGGUGAGACUUGGGAAACUUCGCCUAACCCGUCUGCUUGUAGAAGGAGGAACAGAUAUACACAGUGUUGACGAUAAUGGUAGAACGGCUUUAAUCAUAGCGUGUAUGACGCACUACGAAGAUGAUAAGGAAAAUGUGACGAAGACGAAAUUGGUGAAAUACCUCUUGGAGAACAAAGCUAAUGUAAACGCCCAGGAUAAAUGUGGCCGUACGUGUUUGAUGUAUGCAUGUAUGGAACUGGGUGGAAAGGAAUUAAUAAAGCUACUUCUCACCUACGAAGCAGACCCGAGAAUAACGGAUAAAAACGGAUCAUCAGCACUGGUGUAUGCUGUCAACGCAGGGGAUGCGUCGGUGCUGUCAUCGCUUAUCAAUAACUGCAAGAACAAAGGAAAAGAAGUGAUCAUCAUAACUACAAACGAUCGUGGAAAGGAGAGAGAAACAAAACAGUAUUUAGAUGUCCCUCCUUCUCUAGCAACAAGUCCUCCACUGUAUAAAUGUAUUAGUCCAGCUCAGAUCGAGUUGAAGCCGCCAAAUUCUUUGGACAUUCCUAGUGCAACAAGUAAACUUAACGCAGAGAUAUCCUCGCCAAAGUCACAUAGAAGACGAGAGAAACAGCUAGUAGUAUUAGAUUCACCAUUAUCGCCAGAGAGCUCACCGCGGUCACCGGGUAAUUCGCCGCGCUCACAGCGGUUACAACCGUCGAAAGGACAAUCAUCGAUACAGACUCGUCGCCUUGUCAGACGGGGUAGCAUGGGCCUCUUGUACGACAAUGGGUCUAUAUCACCUACAAGAUCUCAUCCAGAUUUACCGGAAGAGUCCGAAGAGGAAGCUGCCCGAGAAAGUAGCGGAAGUGCACCUACUCUACCAGCAAACAGUAACGAUUCGUUGCACAGAUCACCGCGUUCUUUCAGACGUCCAUUGAUAAGACGGCAGAGCGCCGAUGCAUUUAAUCCCUCAUCAUUGAAUUCCGCCAAUCAUAAACUAAUCACACAUGCCUUUCAUUCACCCCAAUCAACUCCAGAGAAGAAACAAAUACCCAGAGGCGUUGGUUCUAGCCGACGUGGCUCGUUACCUGCAAUGCCACCACCUCUUAAGAAAAGUCAAACUGUUCAUGCCAUCAACGUGCCAAAGGCUUUACUUGAACUAAAAAUGUCAUCAGACUCCAAUAAUGGCAAAAAUACUAAUAGUUUAACCGAUAUUACUAAUGAAUCCAAUCUUGUACCGUUCGAAAGUGGUAAGAAAAAGCCGUUAUUGCGUCGAGGUUCUGCGCCAUUUUUACUAGAAGAUGAACUAUCCUAUACAAGACCCGGUACAUUACCGCCAUUGAACAUCAACCCACGUCCUCCAAUUCCAGACAUCGGGUCAACGACGUCAAAACCGUCACCGCGGUUAGGGCGUCACUAUGGUGGAAUAACCGCCUCGCAUGAUCGUCGAUAUUCCAUGCAAGCUGAAGAUAUCCGUCGCCUUACAGGACUGUACCAGCGAACAACCGACAUUGCAGACUCGCAAAUUGACUCUAGCGGAGACUCGGGAGCUGAAAGUAGCUGACUUUUAAUUGAAACCAGCCAAAAUAGUUUUGUCACAUUGUGAUUGAAAUGUUUUGUGUUCAUUGUUUGACAUUAUUUCUUUACUGCCUUGUAAUUAGAAAUUUUUGAUGCCUUGCUACAUGAAAUUUAUUGAAGUGCAAUAUAUGUAUGAUCUCAAACAAUAUACUUGAAAUCGUAAUCGAAGCCAGCAGUAGACAUAGUAUGUGUGUAAAACAAACCAGUGUGUGAAAUGUAUUCUAACGUAUAACGUUCUGUCAUCUUUUGCUGGUCAAAGAUCUAAAUCCAAGAACGAGUCUCGUGUAAAAUUCAGUAUUUAUUGACCUAAGUUUCAGAAAUGUCAUUGAGCUUUUAUUUUAUUACACAUCUUUCAUGCACUACAUUGUGAUUCCAUUUAAACCCCAAAGAAUUAAAUGAAUAAGAUUAUUCUACCCAGUCUCUAGAUAUUAAAAAAACAUUAAAAUAUUGUAUACGUAAUACUCUUUGAGAAGAACAAAACCACUAAAAAAUAUUUCCGUUUUGAUAUGACCCAAUUUAUUAUUUCUUUUUAUAAUUAUGGUACUUGUUCUUACGAGUACCCCCCCCCCCGCGCAUUCAUAUCGUCUUGUAUGUGCAAUAAUAUAUACCGUGCUGCAUUGAUAUUAAGAGAGUGUAUCAACCAAAAUUUUAUUGAUGGUAUCAUCGGUGCUUGUACAAUUAUUGAGUAUACGUACGUCUUAAAGAAAAAAAAGAAACCUUUGGAAUAAGAUAGCUUAUGUGAAAACAGGAAAAAUCAAAGAAACA
Messenger RNA from Lytechinus variegatus (green sea urchin), 4214 nucleotides. RefSeq names its product ankyrin repeat domain-containing protein 34C-like (gene ankrd34c). The transcript has a single exon. Lineage: Eukaryota; Metazoa; Echinodermata; Echinoidea; Temnopleuroida; Toxopneustidae. The record is from RefSeq and is a predicted model, not a curated record. Gene Ontology annotation, molecular function: protein binding. The coding region runs from base 1780 to 3435 and encodes 551 amino acids.